Molecule: messenger RNA, 2906 nt
Organism: Styela clava
Lineage: Eukaryota; Metazoa; Chordata; Ascidiacea; Stolidobranchia; Styelidae
Product: diisopropyl-fluorophosphatase-like
Source: RefSeq, a predicted model, not a curated record
GUUAAGUGCUAAAUUACUCGGCAUUUUGUGGUGCCGUAGGAAAAGGGAAACAUCAAGCAUGUAUUUACAAUGUGGCUUUCGGGCAUGACAAGAAGAACGACAAACAACUGUCUCGGGACUCCUUUGUAUGAAUGCAGUUCAUAUAACUUUAGUUGAGGAAAGGUACAAGGGCAAGCAAGUCGUUAAAUUUAUCGUAAUUCGUCAGUGACAAAUUGCAAUAUGGCCGUCACAAUUGAACUGAAAUUUAAAAAAAUCUGCGAUGAUCUCGACGGAUCUGAGGGGCCUGUCUUCAAUACAAAGGGAGACUUCUACGCGGUGGCACCGAUGCCAACUUUGGAAGAUGGAAGGGUCGAAGAAGCAUCUCAGUUUUUGGACAAGAUUGCCGGAAAUUUACAUAAAGUAAAUUUAGAUACUGGUGAACAUGAGGUCGUAUGCACUCCUCAAUUUGAAGGAUAUGGUGGAAGGCCCGCCGGGUGCCAAUCCGACAAAAAUGGGAAUAUUUGGAUAGCUGAUAUGAGACUCGGAAUACUAAAGUAUUCACCCGAAGACGGCAAAUGCCAACAAUUGAGCAAAGUCGACAGCUCGGGGAAUGCCCUAAAUGGUUGUAAUGAUCUCGUUUUUGAUAAAGAUGGAAACCUUUGGGUAACAGGUCCCGGGAGUCCAAUUGCACCUUCAGCCGAAGACAGAACAUUAAUAUUUCAGAAACCUUCCGGCCGUUUAUACUUUCUUGAAAAUGGUAACACAAUUCCAGUUGCAAUGGAUGAAACAUUUAGGUUUUGUAAUGGUAUUGCUAUCCGCGACAAUUUGCUGCUUGUUGCUGAGACAAUGACCAGAAGCAUUAUUGCAUUUGAUGUGGUCUCGUCGGGUAAAUUAUCUAACAGAAGGGUUUGGGCAAUGUUACCAAAAGCUGAUUACGACAAUCCAAUGAAUGUUGGGGGACCAGAUGGAAUGGAUUUUGAUGUCAAUGGAAAUUUACUUGUAGCACACCACGGAGGUGGUCAUCUGGAAGUAUUUUCAGCAAACGGAGUUUUGAAAACCAGAAUUAAAUGCCCGUUCAAACAACCAAGUAACUUACAUUUCAAACCUGCUUCUCGAACCUGCUAUGUUACUGAACAUGACUUUAACGGAGUUUGGGAGUUCGAGUGGGAAUGCGAGGGAAUGCCCAUGUAUCACUUCACAAGUCAAUGACCUGAUUUUUAUCUUUCACAUAUCGUGUUCAUCGUUGGGUUAUUUGCAACAAAACCCAAUAACUUGUUGGCAUUAACUUGCUAAAGACAUUUAGAGGCUCUAUUGGCAGGAAGGACUUUGGUGUCCUAUAUAUAAUAUAUAAUAACAGGAAUGUAACAAGUAUUUCAUGUUGCCUGAAAUUGAAAGUAAAGUUUAGUAUUAAUUACUCAUUCAAGGCCAAGUGAAAUGCUAUUUAAACGUUUUAGGACUUGCGAUUUUUAACAGUAUUACUGUUAAUACAGCAUUAGCCAGUAUUACUGUUAAAAAAAGGCCAGUUAUUGAAUAUUUUAAGUAGCAUUUCACCGUAAGUUCAAAGAGUAACGGUUAAAUGCCAUUUGAACGUUGAACGACUGGCUUUUUUUAACAGUAUUACUGUUAAAAACGGUCAGUCAUUACAUAUUUUUCACCGUAACUUUAAAGAGUAACGGUGAAAUGCCACUUAAACGUUGAACGGCUGGCUUUUUUAACAGCAAUACUGUUAAAAACGGUCAGUCGUUUAACGAUUAAAUGGCAUUCCAAUGUAAGUUUAAUACUUCGUUCGAAAAACGUCAAUUUUCACUAAAUCGGAUAUUUGUUUUUUUGACAUACCAGUAUUUAAAACUGGAGUAGUGCACCGUUACUUCAAUAUUCCUAAUGGCUAAAUACCGAUUCCGGGACAGUAUAACCUGUCCAGGGCCGGAUCAUGCCUUUUCCGGUUUAGAGGCCAUAAGUACUUAGGACUUUGUUGCACUAUGUAUAAGAAGUACUGAUAAUAGUAAUAUACAGUAUAAUAAUGAAACUAGUGUUCCAUGUUAUCUGAAAUUAAAUAUGCAGUCUCGGUAUUCAUUUCUUAUUGAGGGCCAAAUUAUGAUUAAUUUGCAUGAUAUUUUUAGAAAUGGUUUUCAUGUCUACAAACAUUUGUAGAGGUUCAAGACGAUACUUAGAAAAAAAAAGAGCAAAAUUCAUUUUAAUGGGGACAAUAUUGACGACAAACGUUUUUUUUCAGCGUGUAGUGUCGAAAUCAUAAGUGGAAAUAAUUCAUGUGAUUUUGUGUGUUUCGUGCAUGCAUUAUAAAAUAAAUAUAAUUUUGAUGAAUAAAUUCUAUAUUAUUUCAAUUAAAUGUCCCCAUAUGACGUUGUAUCUACAGCUUUCGCGCCAGUGGUCUUUUAUACCUUUAUAUAUCACACCCCACAUCAUCACAGUCGAUAUCAGGAAUAUAUGAAUUCAGACCCCACCCAUUACACUUUUGCAUGUACUGUACAUUGAAAAAAAUUUCCUCCCAAUGCUAAAAUUCCAUUAUAUAAUCUUACAGACGAUUUACCUCCAAUUAGUUGAGUAAUUCGGUUUCACAUGCUAAAACGGUGUAGCGAAUGUGGAUUGUAACUAUGGAUUUUAAUGUUAUUUAACCCCUUCAUAUUAAUAGUAUGUUGAAUUCAAUGAAAUAGGUCAUAUUUGCUAUUUCCCUGAUUAUGAGUGAUCGCGACAGCUUCAAACAUUAGCUUUGUGUGUAUAGCCUUCUUUUGUAUCGUGCGGGAGUUGAAAUAUAGCGUUCUCCUAUGAUACUUACUGCUUUUGGAUUCGACCGUAUAACUGCUUUAAGGUUAAGUGAAUAUUUCAAUAUAUCUGUAUUUUGAUUCAAUUGGAUUGUGCAUAUAUAUAAACAAACAUUUGGCAUUAUAAUACAUUGCGUCCUUAUUGAC